Molecule: messenger RNA, 3335 nt
Organism: Argiope bruennichi
Lineage: Eukaryota; Metazoa; Arthropoda; Arachnida; Araneae; Araneidae
Product: ubiquitin-conjugating enzyme E2 N-like
Exons: 1
Coding region: 61-507 (148 amino acids)
Source: RefSeq, a predicted model, not a curated record
GGAAAGGCAGCUGGUGAAAGAAUCGUCAGUUUUCUAAGACGAGUCAGCUUUGUAAUCGAAAUGUCGUCUCGCCGUAUAAUGAAAGAAACCCAACGUUUAUUGUCCGAUCCAGUGCCGGGCAUCAGUGCCGUUCCGGACGACAGUAAUCCCAGAUAUUUUCAUGUUCUUGUUGCUGGCCCAGAAGGAUCACCCUUUGAGGGAGGUAUAUUUAAAUUGGAACUUUUCUUGCCAGAAGAGUAUCCGAUGUCACCUCCGAAGGUGCGCUUCAUUACAAAGAUAUAUCAUCCGAAUAUUGAUAAGCUUGGCAGAAUUUGUUUAGAUAUUUUGAAAGAUAAUUGGAGCCCUGCUUUACAGAUUAGAACUGUUCUUCUUUCAGUUCAAGCUUUACUGAGUGCACCCAAUCCUGAUGAUCCUCUUGCUAAUGAUGUUGCUGAGCAAUGGAAAUUCAAUGAACAAGAUGCUAUUGAAAUAGCUCGAGAAUGGACCAUGAUAUAUGCAAAAAAAUAAAUCGGUGUUGUUAUCUACACAUGUAUAUUUCGUAUAUAUAUAUAUAUAUUCAACCUUUUUGCUGAGUGCAUUUUUUUAUGUAGCCAUUCUGUUACGCACAUCAGGUGUUUAUUUCAUCUAACAUUAAAUCUUUUUUUAUUUACUUUCAUUUUUUUUCCCAUUAUAUACUGGAAAUAACAUUAUAUACUGCCUUCUAUCCUUAUAUAAAGCUAUUCAUUGUAGUGGAAAUAGUUUUUCUUGUCUGAUUACCCAUUAAUACAGCAUAACUGCUAAUCAUUUAAAUAUUAUGUUAAAUUAAGUCAUUUUGAAAGCUGUUAAAUGUUACAAAUAUGACUAUUAGUAAUUGAUUGCUCUAGAAUUCUUCAAAAACUCAAUUUUAGCCUGUUUAAUGAAAGAAAUUAUUUUCAAGACAGUUUUUUAAAUCAUGAACAUAUGAUUUCGUACAACUUUGUUUUGCGUAACUAUUUAUUGUAUGUUUGACAUUCCUAAUAAAUUGUAAAUUACUGCGACUGCAAUUAUUUCUUUCAGCUUUUUCCAAAUAAUAUGCUAUACGUAAGCAUAUUCAAAAUAAUAUGCUUAUCGUAAAAAGAUUGUAAUUUACCUCUAAUAUUUAGAAUUUCUAUUAUUAUGCAUAUAUAAUAUGUUUAAUAUAUCUCUUCAUAAAGGGAAAAUUUAAAUAUUCUGUGUAAAAUAGUCAGUCAGUAAUAGUAAUAUAAACAAAUUUUAUAAGCAAAGAAUUUUUAAUUCAUUUUUAUAUAAUUUUUCAUUUAUAAUGAGAAUAUUUAAUUUCCUUUUGAAGGAAUUAAUAAACAUAUUUUUUUUCUAGCUUACUGUAUUUAUCAUUCACUUGAUGUAUUAUUUAUGGAGGUUAUUGUAUUAUUGUUGAAAUUCUUUGAAAAAUGAUAUAUUUUUAUUUUUGAAACAACCUUUUUCUUUAAGAAAAGCAUUAUAAUUUUAAUUUAUUCUUUAAAAAUUAUUUUCAAGUUUAACUUAUUUUUAAAUUAAUAAUCUUUAUUCUAUGGGAAUAAAGCAGGGUUUUCUGAUUAAAAAAAGAUAUUAAGGUCUGUAUAAAUAAGAUUUUGCAUGUAAUGACUAAGAACUGAAAAAUGGAGAUUAAUAAGCAAUAAAAAACCAUUAAUGCAAUGAAAGAUGAUAAAUAACUGACACAAUUAGGGAAUUCUUUUGGCAAAACAAAAUUUUUUGUUAUCUUAUCGCAAACUCAAUUUUAAAUUGUCAGUUUAAUUUUUUUUUUUUUUUUUUUUCCCCUAGAUACAAGUAGAAAAAAAAAGUGAGAGUAUUUUUCAUAAAAUAUCAUUUGCAUGAGAUAUUAUAAGUAUUUCAGUACAAAAAUUUUUUAGUGAUAUCAUUCAGUUAAAUAAAUUGACAAAGCAUUAUAGAAAUGUAAAUUUAAACACCUAAAUUUUAAAAUAAAAAUGCCAUUAAUGUAGACUAAAUUUUGUAAGAAAUUACAUUAAGUCUUAUUCAUUACUAAUAGAUUUAUAAAACUCACUUCUAAUAUAUGGCCUGAUUAAUAUUAGAAUUUAUUAUUAUAACAGUGAGUAAUGAUUUUUUUGUGUUCUGUCCUAUAUUAAAAUCAGCUAUUGUUAAUUAUCAGUAUUUUCAAAAAAACUAUAUUAAAGUUUUUGUUAUUAUUAUAUAAUUUUGUUGGAAUUGCAAUCAGUAUAUAUUAACUUUUAGUGUAAACCUAGAUUUACCCUUUAAAAGAUUCAAGUGAAAAAUCUAGAAGUGAAUGAUAAAUUAUUAUAAUAAGUUGACAAGAUUUUUUAUGUUUUAGAUUACAUGUAAAGAUUGCAUCUUUUAAUAACAUUUGCAUCUCCUUUCUUCAUUUUUUGUUAUUUAUUAUUCAAGUUAAAUUAUUUCAUUUAAGACUUGAAUUUAUAUGCAAUACAAUGUCAUUUCAUGUAGAAACUUAGACAAAAAAGUUUUAAUUAUGCAAUAUUAUCUCUAAAAUGUUCUUUAACUUAGAUUUAUAAAAAAAAAAAAUGGCAUAUAUUUUAAGACAUGUGAAUCCCAUCAACAAUAAUUUUGUUUCAUUUUUGUUGUUUAAUAUAGAAAUCUUAAUGUUUGUUGAUAUUUUUCUCUGAAGAUUUGCAUGAUUAUUCUACAAUACAUGAAAGAAAGAAUAUGCUGACCAGCAAGAAUGAGUUUAUUUUUGAAAGUAUAGUGCAUUAGAAAGUUUUUAAAAUGACAUUGUGCAAAUACAUUCCCAUGUCUUAAUUUAAUAGCUGCAUUUUCAACUAUCUUGAUUAUUUAAUCAGUGAAGUAUAAUUCUUUGGCAUUUAUUAUAUGACAGUUUUUGGAAAUAAAAAUAAUAAAAUUAGAUCAGUUGAAUUUGAAAUUCAAUUAUGAAAAAAGGAAUUAAAUAAUUAUAUAUAAUUAUUUAAUUUCUCUUAUUAUACAGCAAUAUGUGUAUAGUGUAAUAGAAUAAGAAUGUCCAAUUGUGCAACAGAUAGAUAAAUAGUUUCAUUGGAUUGGUUUCAAUUGUAGCAUUUAGGCAGUUGGAGAACAAAACUCAUAAAAAUUAAAUUUUCUUAAUUUUUUUUUAAAAUCAAACAUUUAAAGCCUAUAGCCUACCACUUUAAAUAAAUAACUUUAUGACAAAAUGGAUCACUCAAGAUUAAUUAAUUGCUAUUAUCAGACAUUAUCACGGCAAAGAGCUUAUAAAUCUGGAACAUGCUUUUUAUAAUCUAACAUAUAUAAGUAAUAUUAUAAAGUUGUAUAAAUUAAUUUUCCACCAAAAUACAAAUAAGAUAUUGUUCUUUCUCUUAUAAACCAUAUUUCAAUAAUAUGUAUACAUUUUAUUUAUU